Molecule: messenger RNA, 949 nt
Organism: Pelagomonas calceolata
Lineage: Eukaryota; Pelagophyceae; Pelagomonadales; Pelagomonadaceae
Source: the annotation of a GenBank genome assembly
GUCUUACAUCGCUAGCUCGCAACUUGCCAAUUUGGGCCGCGUGCGUUGCGCACCAGUGACUAGCUGUAAAAGGGACGCAGCAUUCGGCACACGAUCGUGCGAAGCUCCUCUGGUGCGCGCAAUUCUUACACCAGCUCCGUGCGCCAAGCCAGAGGUCAGCUUUUGAGCUGCGCCGCUGCCAGCGCGAAUCGGCCCAGUAAUGACCGAAACCCGUGGCGCUGCUAUGCGACAGGCAAUGCCAUCCCGCCUGCCGCCGCAGCUCAUAAUUGCUUGGCUACCGACCCGCGAUGUUGCCUCCGCGCUGCGCGUGUCGAAGGAUUGGCGCGGUUCCCCAGAACCGAUCUUCAAAGCGAUCGCGGGCCGCCAUGGGCUCCGGCUCGUGGACGCUUCGUGGAGAGAGACGGUGCGGCAGUAUAGGUCCUCUUUGGGGGACUUUUCAUUUGUACUUACCGGUCAUCCCACCCCUCUGCGUUUACACACGGCGGCAAGGCGCGACGACGUCCCGGCCAUCCAAAGACUUAUUUCCGAAGGUGUAAAUGUAAACCAUGCGACUCCUGCCGGCCUGACGGCUCUCCACUACGCGGCAUUGCGGGAAAAUUUGAGUGCUCUAAACGCAUUAAUUGCCGCCGGCGCCGAUCUGAACGCACACAACCGGAUACUGCGAACGGCUGCUGGCGGGGGCACGCCGCUCCACGUCGCCGCGAAUUCGACGAGGGCACGUCUAUCCGCGCGAUACUAUUGUGCCGCGCGGCUGAUCGAAGCCGGUGCCAACGCACGGCUUUUGAACGGAGACGAACAGGCGCCUUACCAGAGCCAGUUUCCAGCACACGUGCCCGGACCUCAGGAGCCCAGUUUCUUCGAUUUUUCUGACGUGGGCCCCCAUAGAUUCCGCAAGCUCCUGGAAGACGCCUUCCAUGCCCAGCGCUAAUGCCAGUGAUGUAAUUAUGAU